AUGUUCUAUUAUUUAAAAAAAAUUUCGUUUCCUCUUGCUUUGAGUAUCCUUGUAUUAACUCAAGAUGGUAACCAUGAAAAAUCAAAUACUAAAAUAUGCAACCAAAUUAACAGUAUGAGUCACAGAAAUUUUAGAACCUUAGUAGAACUUGAAAGUGAUAUUUCAUCAGUGCAUGUUGGAUUAGAAGAUGAAUAUUACGAACAAGAUGAUUUGUAUGAUAAAAUAAUGAAAUUAUAUACUAAUGAAGAUGAAGAAAUAAAUAUGGAAUUUCGUAGUUGGUUACAAAAAUAUAUGGAAGUUACAAGAGAAAUAAAAGAAAGGUUCAGUCAAAAUGUUCAAUAA
Molecule: messenger RNA, 342 nt
Organism: Plasmodium adleri (nom. inval.)
Lineage: Eukaryota; Apicomplexa; Aconoidasida; Haemosporida; Plasmodiidae
Product: Plasmodium exported protein, unknown function
Exons: 2
Coding region: 1-342 (113 amino acids)
Source: RefSeq, a predicted model, not a curated record